Molecule: messenger RNA, 1758 nt
Organism: Panicum hallii
Lineage: Eukaryota; Viridiplantae; Streptophyta; Magnoliopsida; Poales; Poaceae
Product: BTB/POZ domain-containing protein At2g24240-like
Exons: 1
Coding region: 149-1483 (444 amino acids)
Biological process (GO): protein homooligomerization
Molecular function (GO): protein binding
Source: RefSeq, a predicted model, not a curated record
AGCAGAGGAGGCAGCCAGGCAAUUCGAUCCCCACCGGAUUCGUCGCGGAAUCCUCCAGUUAUCGGCGCCGAAUCGAUCGGAGAUUGGAAGCCGGAUGCCGCGCCAAGCUGGGACGGUGUAAAGGCCGGUCCUUUCGCAAGCGCCGGAGAUGGCGGGCGGCGGGCGCGUGCGGUUCAACGUGGGCGGGCAGGUGUUCGAGACGACCACCACCACCCUCGCCAACGCCGGCCGCGACUCCAUGCUCGGCGCGCUGCUCGACUCCUCCUGGAACGUCUCCUCCUCGGGCGGCGGCGGGGUGGCCGAGUACUUCAUCGACCGCAACCCGGCGUGCUUCGCGGUGCUGCUCGACCUGCUCCGCACGGGCAGCCUCCACGUGCCGCCGCACCUCCCGGAGAAGCUGCUCUACCGCGAGGCGCUCUACUACGGCCUCCUCGACCACGUCCGCGCCGCGCGGUGGGGCGCCUUCGACGGGGACCGCCUCCGCCUCGCCGCGUCCGUGCCCGGGCGCGCCCCCGGGGACGGGACGGCCAUCCGCGCCGCGCCCGACGGCGGGUGCUGCGUCGCGCACGGCGGCGCUGUGCGCGUGUACAACUGGAUGCUCGACGAGCGCCGCCCGGUCUCGCUCGACCACUCGCAGGUCAACGACGCGGCAUACCUCGACGCCGGCACGCUCCUGAUCGCGGCCCGCGAGCGGCUCGGCAAGUGCGACGGCGGCAUGGCCGCGUUCUCCGCCGUCUCCGGCGAGCUCCGGCACCGCUUCCGCGUCGCGCACGACAGGCAGGUCAAGUCCUUCACCGCCGGCGCCCUGGCGUUCGACCAGGACUCGAGCCUCUUCGCCAGCUGCAAGGGCCGGCUCAACGAGUACGGCAUCGGCGUCUGGGACCGCGCCACCGGCGAGCAGGCCGACUUCUUCUACGAGCCCCCCGGCUGCGCCCUGGGCGACGCGGACAAGCUCCAGUGGCUGGACGCCACCAACGCGCUGAUGGUGGCCACGCUGUUCCCCAAGGCCGACAACUGUUUCAUCGGCCUGCUGGACUUCCGGGCCAAGAACGUGGCCUGGUCCUGGUCCGAGGCCGGCGCGGCCGCGUCGCUCGACGACAAGCGCGUGCUCCACGCCAUUGCCAUGGAGGACGAGCGCUCCGUCUGCGUGAUCAACCAGUACGACGACCUCGGGUUCCUGGACCUCCGGAGCGGCGCCGGCGGCUUGCGUUGGAGCUCCCGCAGCAAGCUGAUGAACCGGAAGGUGCCCGGCGAGGAGAGCUGCUACCCGAAGCUCGCCACGCACGGCGGGCAGCUCUUCUCGUCGAUGAACGACAGCAUCUCCGUGUUCAGCGGGCCCGAGUACGUGCUGACGUCGACGCUCCGGCGGAGCCACGGCGGCGCCAUCUGCGACUUCUCCAUCGGCGGCGACCGGCUCUUCGCCCUGCACAACGAGGAGAACGUGUUCGACGUCUGGGAGACGCCGCCGCCGCCGAUCAUCUGACCGCCGGUGGACUACGGCGUCUGCGUGUUUGCUGUGUACUUGUGACUUGAUCUGUACUGUACCCUUCGUCCUGCAACUUGCAAGUGCAAGUGCGCAAUUAACAGAGUGAAGAAAUACUCAGAACGGUUCUCACUAAGAUCAAAAGUUACUAAACUGAGCACAUUGUAACUUUUGAUCUUAGAGAAAUGGUUGAGGCUGUUCCUAAACUUUGUAACACAAAAAAUAGAUGAAUAUUCGUCUGCACUGAAUUUGCUUGCUCGUUGUAGCAAGUGUCA